Messenger RNA from Prinia subflava (tawny-flanked prinia), 5367 nucleotides. RefSeq names its product protein kinase cGMP-dependent 2 (gene PRKG2). The record is from RefSeq and is a predicted model, not a curated record. Gene Ontology annotation, molecular function: ATP binding; cGMP-dependent protein kinase activity. NCBI's taxonomy places the organism in Eukaryota, Metazoa, Chordata, Aves, Passeriformes, Cisticolidae. Gene Ontology annotation, biological process: protein phosphorylation. The transcript is spliced from 19 exons. The coding region runs from base 144 to 2459 and encodes 771 amino acids.
CACCGCCGCCCGCUCUCCCGCCCCGCUGCACGCCCGUGCCGGGCAGCGGGAGCGGGUCCGUGCCCAGCGGGAGCAGCGCUCCGUCCCUGCCGCCGCCAGCCCGCCCGGUCCCGGCCGGCCGGGCACGCAGGUUUCUGGACAAAAUGGGGAAUGGAUUAGCGAAACCCAAGCACCUGAGGCAGCCCAACAGGCAUGUGGCAAACCUCGCUAUUGGCUGUGCUGCCAGCCACAAGUUUCUGAUGGACCCAUGCCUAGGCAUCAAUGUGAUCAAUGGGCAAGCUGAUGUCCUCUGCAGCAAGGUACUUGAACUCGAAAAGGAGCUGAAGAGAAAAGAUCAGCAGUUGCAAGAGAGUGAACGCCAUGUUGCUGAGCUGCAGGAACAGCUGGCUAUGCACACUAAGGUCAUAGCAGAACUCACCAAGGAGCUUCAGAGCAAGUGUAUACAGUUGAACAAGCUGCAGGAUGUUGUUAGCACUCAAGGAGAGCACUCUCUUCAGCCUUCUCCAUUUAAAGUUUCUGACAGGAGGAGAGGAGCCAAGGAAGGUGUAUCUGCAGAGCCAACAACACGACUGUGUGAUUUGAGCAGGCAAACUAUUUUUUCCCUUGAAAAGGCAACAGUCCGAAAGGAUUCCAGUGAGAAGAAGCUUAUCACAGAUGCCCUGAAUAAAAACCAGUUCCUGAAGAGACUGGAGCCUCACCAGACACGAGACAUGGUGGAAUGUAUGUAUGAGAGGACGUUCCAGCAGGGGAGCUAUGUCAUCAGACAGGGAGAACCGGGAAAUCACAUCUUUGUGCUCAAAGAGGGCAGUCUGGAAGUCUUUCAGCAGAAUAAACUACUCUCCUCAAUACCUGUGUGGACAGCAUUUGGUGAACUGGCCAUUUUAUACAACUGCACACGGACAGCUUCUGUGAAAGCAAUCACUAAUGUUAAAACAUGGGCACUGGAUAGAGAAGUGUUUCAAAAUAUCAUGAGAGUGACAGCACAAACCAGACAAGAGCAAUAUAGGAACUUCCUUAGAAGUGUAUCCCUGCUGAAAAACUUACCUGAAGAUAAAUUAACCAAGAUCAUGGACUGUCUGGAAGUGGAGUAUUAUGACAAGGGAGAUUAUGUUAUUCGGCAAGGAGAAGAAGGAAACACCUUCUUUAUAAUAGCAAAAGGAAAGGUGAUAGUUACCCAGAGUACUACAGACCACUCACAGCCUCAGGUGAUUAAAAAUCUGCACAAAGGAGACUACUUUGGCGAAAAAGCUCUCAUUAGUGAUGACGUCAGAUCAGCAAACGUUAUUGCAGAUGAGUACAACGUGGAGUGCCUCGUUAUAGACAGAGAGACAUUUAAUCAAACGGUUGGAACUUACGAGGAGUUGCAAACUUACCUGGAAGGUUACGUGGCUAAUCUGGCCCAGGCUGAUGAAAAGCGACAUGCAAAAGCAAGAUCCUUCUGUGGACAAUUGACCAAAGAGGUGUCUUUGGAGAUGAUAGAGCUGAAGGAGAAAGUAGCCCAGUUCCCUCCUUCCCCAUUCCAGAAUUUAGAAGUUGUCACAACUCUGGGUGUUGGCGGGUUCGGAAGGGUUGAGCUUGUUAAAGUUAAAAAUGAGAACCUGGCUUUUGCUAUGAAAUGUAUAAAGAAGAAACACGUAGUGGACACCAAGCAGCAAGAGCAUAUCUAUUCUGAGAAGAAAAUCCUUGAGCAGAUAUGUUCUCCAUUCAUUGUAAAGCUGUAUCGCACAUUCAAGGAUAACAAAUAUGUGUACAUGCUCCUGGAGGCUUGCCUUGGAGGGGAAUUGUGGAGCUUGCUGAGAGACAGAGGCAGCUUUGAUGAAUUCACCACCAAGUUUUGUGUUGGGUGUGUGACAGAGGCUUUUGACUAUCUGCAUCAAAUAGGAAUUAUCUACAGAGACCUGAAGCCAGAAAAUUUAAUUUUGGAUGCUGAAGGAUAUAUAAAGUUGGUUGAUUUUGGAUUUGCAAAGAAGAUUGGAUCAGGGCAGAAAACCUGGACCUUUUGUGGAACCCCUGAGUAUGUUGCCCCUGAAGUCAUUCUGAGUAAAGGCCACGACUUCAGCGUGGAUUUCUGGUCUCUUGGGAUUCUUGUAUAUGAACUCCUCACUGGCAGCCCACCAUUCUCUGGGGCUGAUCAAAUGGUGACAUAUAAUUUGAUUCUCAAAGGCAUUGAAAAGCUGGAUUUUCCUAAAAUAAUAACCAGGCGACCUGAGGAUUUGAUCCGCAGACUCUGCAGGCAAAACCCUACAGAAAGAUUAGGCAAUUUGAGGAAUGGAAUAAAUGACAUCAAGAAGCACAGGUGGUUGUGUGGCUUUAACUGGGAUGGUCUGAAAGGGAGGAAAUUAAUAUCGCCUUUAAAAAGAGAGUUGUCUGGACCAACGGAUUACAGCUACUUUGACAGCUAUCCACCUGAAGUAGGAAGCCCUCCAGAUGAACUUUCAGGCUGGGACAAGGAUUUCUGAUAAUUUUUCCUUCUGAUACAUUAAUAGAGACUUAUAGGCAUCAGUUCUAUCUUGUUUCUUGCUUAAAAUGAAGUUACACAAUUAUACAGUACUCCUUGAAGAACAGAAGACAGUACAGAACCAGAACUUAUUUGGAUAAUCCACCAAAAUCUGUGCAUUUUAUAACAAGAGCAUGCAUUCAGUCAGCAGCUGUAACCUGAUUUUUUUUUAUAUACAGUGUCUCUAUGAAAAUUUUCAGAUACCAUUGCUUGGAUCUAUGGUUUUGCCACUAAAAAUAUCAUUAGCUAAAAUUUUGAUAUUAACACAGUUGCCAUACCUCUUUUUAUGGAUGGAGAGGAUGGGUAUCAGAAGCCAACAGUUGUGACAUUUGUCAGUAGCUAGAACUAUAGGCACUUCUUUUUCUUUUUCUCUGCUGUGUUUUGCUUUUCCCUCCAAAUGUCCUGUACUACAUUGAUCCAGAUACGUGUAGAAAAGAGACUUUUACUGAAAGGUUGAUUUGAUUUAGCUACAGCUAAAAAGGUAUCACUGUGUAAGUGUCCCUCUGUCAGUCUUUUGCACCAGGUUGGAUAUGUGAGACUGGUCAAACAAAAAGGUAUAUCCAUAAUAGAAGUUGCCUAGAGAAUCAGCCUGUGCUGUGUGUUUCCCUUACUGCUUCAAAGAGCCAUGUGCCUUACUUAAAAUGUUUUGCUCUUGUGUAGUGUGAAGAUAAAAUAGAUGGACAAAAAGCUUUUAUCUUGCAGGGGAAAAUGCAGAUGGAUGUUGUGCAUUUGUGGCUUAUACAGAAAAAUUCUGCUGCUCUGUGUUAUGAACUCCAACUGCUGUUGAAAUAGGGAUGUUCCUGAGUUUCCUGCUGGGUUUAUGGGAUGGAUGCAUCUGCAGGCACUGCUUGUAUUUAUUUCAGCUCCUGCUGAGACCAAGUCCAAUCUAAAUUUCCACACUGAAGCUGGUGUUGCGUUACCAUAUUUUACACACUGGAUGGAAAACCUCCCGGGCAACUUGUACUAUGUGCUCAGGUUUAGUUACCCAUGGCUGCUGGAUCAUCCCCCUAGCUGCUGAUCACGACUUUUCCCACUGGGAAGGGGAAAAUGAGGGAGGGAAUGCCACAGGGGCAGUUCCGUGGUUUGUUACAUGGUUAUAAUUAUUUUUCCCUGGUGGGUGACCAUCGCUUUGACAGUAAAUCAAUUUAAAUAUUUUGUAUAGCCUUCAGCCUGAAUAAGGCAAUAGAAUAUUUUCCAUUGAGUUUAAUGAAUGUUGGAUGGAGCCCUUGAAAGAAGACACUACAGAUUUAGCUGGUUUUGUUUCUCUGCCUGUUUGCAAAUUAUUAUGGAAACUUGCAGCCAGCAAAGCCUGUGCAAAGCGGAAUCAGAGAGGGUAUAGCAAACUGUAGCUGUGUCAUGGGUUGGCACUGGCCAGAUGUUAAUGUACCCAUAAAUAUGGUUUUUUUUUCCCUAACAGCUACUGUGGGAUGUGAUCAGGAACAGAGCAGAGCAGGCUUAAAUCUUGAAAACAAAAAAAACCCACCAGAACUUUAUUAAUUACAUAAGAACAGGGACAGAAAUACUCUUAAACACACACACAGACAGAAAUAAAAACUUUUUAGAACAUUUCUUCUCCCAGUUUCUACUUCCCCACCCAUCACUCUUCACAGACCAACCCUUGGGUUUUAGAUCAAACAAUCACCACUCAAAAACAAACUAAUCUUCAAUUCAGCAAGGGAGAGAAGAGUCUCUCUCGCACCACAGACUGUUCCUCAGAAAAACACGGGUCUAUCCCUUAUGUGUUCCCAUGUCACCCGUGGCACCGCCCGGAGAGGUCUGCCAGGGUGACUCUCUCUUUUUCCUAUGUCCAGUGCUCUCACCGCUGUCUCAUAGGCCACAACUACAUACAGGGCUUUUUAAGGAUACUUGCAUGCUGAGCUCUCCCCUUUUCACCCAGGGGCCGGGGUUCCAGGAGCAGGUCUGCCCUGAGGGCAGAGGGCACCACCUCACCCUCCCCCUCGCUUCUCUGCUCACUCCACUCUUCAAGUGCCAGUCACUGUAGCAAAAGCAGGGCAGCUGCAUCCACCCAAAAUGCAGUUUAUGUUCAAAAGAGACUUAAGUUCAGUCCAUGGUUGACAUUAUGCAAGAGAAGUCCAGCUCCAAAGGCUACUCCUCUCAUUCUUCCAUCGAGUUCCUUCCAAUCAUGCCUUAUCAUCUCAGUACCAGGCCGCUUCCUUCUCCUUAUUUCUAAAAUCACCAGUCAUGAGAAUCAAUGUCUAAGAAAAGUUUCUUUCUGCUACACAAGGGUUAACAGUUUUUUCUCGGCAGGGUGCUACAGGCUCAGGCACUCCCAGGCUGGGCAACUCCCACGUGGCUGGGCACCUUCUCCCGGAGUUUGGGGGUGGAGGGGGGUGAGCACACACAGAAGGCACUUCCACAGUUUUCCACCCCUCCAUCCUGGACGGGGCAGCUCAGUUCCAGUCCUGUCCCCUCUCUUCUCCCCCCCCCGGGGGCUCCGGCUUACCUGAGCCGACCACGUGUUUCCCCUCCCCCACCCAGCCUCGUGGCUGGGCAGGGGAAGGAGGCUGGAGACGUCUCUCUGCUGAAACCGGGAUCUGAAAAGAGGCCGAACCCCCUUGGGGGUCCUGCUUUUAACUCUUUGUGUCCUCAGAGGCGUGUCCAAACCUCCGAGUGACCAAUCCAGGUGCCAGCAGAAAAGCUGAUUACUGAUUGGACUGCCCACAUCCCCCUGGAAAAAUUCACCUCCCCCGCAACCACGACAACCUGGAACUGUAGAUGGUUGCAAAUUAACUUUGUUUAGUAAUACCAAAGACUAAAUUUUAGUUUCAGGAUUUAGACAAAGCACUAGACAAUUAGGUAUUUGUGUUUCUCCGUACAUCUGUCUUUCUCUCAUAAAUAUUUUUAUUACA